AAUCGAUUUGGAUUGAUUCUUUUUAGUGUAUUACGAGAAGUCACAUUGUUAAAGUAAUAUAUUUAUUUUAGUAUCUUACUACAUACGUCAAGCACGAGAAUGUAUGAGCCAUUGCCUACAUUCAGCGUUGAAAUACCAUCCAGCUCAUGAGAUAUGCUUAAUGGUCAGGCAACACAACGCAUGUACACGUACAGCAGACAGAGAGACUUCAGUUGGUAUGUCUUAGUAAUUUGGCUCAGGUAAAUAGUGUACAUAUACCAUCGAACGUAUAGAAGCUGGAGAGCCUCAGUCGUCAGUUGCCCGUCAUUUCAGCGUCCACAACAGUACAAAAUCACGUCUUUGGAACAGAUACAUGUACCAAAGAAUGUGCUGAAAUACGAUAUUGUUCAACAUGUGAAAUGAAAUGGGUCAUUUAACAAAACUCACAAGAAAGCUCUCACGGCGCAAAGGGGCUAAACAAGGCCAGACGGAAUGCCCUGAUCAGACGCAGCUGACACGAAAACAGAAAAGGAAACUCGAUCGUCAAAAUCGGACACAGAACGAAGUUAAAGCUGAACAGACACUAUCAUGCGAACCAAGUGAUGACAGUGACCUCUUGUCACCUCCUGUUGACUGUGAGGCAUUAACCGACACCCCGACCCGUCAACGAGCCCAUUCAGCUGGGUGGCUGUCUGGCCAUGAUGUUGACCCUCGCGCGAACAGAACGGGGUCAUAUUGUUGUCACGCACACUUUCCAUACCACGCAUGCAGCCAAAGCGUCCCUGACAUGCGACAGACCGAUCCGCCUGUAGCUGGUCCGACAAAACGAUGGGAAUCAGAUCCAGGACAAAUAAAUGUGACAGGAGUAUCUGGGGGAGCAGUAGAUACAUCAUACGCUGCAGGUAUUACCAGCGGCCCAGCCCAUCAAGGCAAUGUCAUUGUCAACAACUACACCCGACCAACAGAAGCAGCAAACAGUUCAGAUAAGGACACAUAUGCUGAUGAAGACCCAAACGAUGGCAACACGAACAUCAGAAACGAACUGAAGAGGACAUUCAUGUUCUACAAAGAUGACUUUGAACAUCUCUUGCAGCAGGCUGCAGGAAUCCUUCUGCUGUACAUCAUCCUGCCCCUGUUUGUCCUGGGAUGUAUGACAGGACUUACAUCAAGUAGUCCACUCAUCAAAUUUGGGGUGCUUGUUCUGGCAGUGUUUGUUUCUAGGUUCACGGUAGUACAUAAGUAGUUUUGAUAAUUAGUAAUAUCGUCAUGUGUAUAAACCUUCAUAGGGUUACAUACGUAACACAAUUAUGUACUUCUGAGUAUCAGAUUCUUGAAAGCAUAUUUUGUUCAGAAGCCAUCACUAUCCUCAAUGCUGUGAAUAUUUUUGAUUACGCGAACGUGUAAAGGAAUUUAAACUGAUAAUAUGAUGUUCCCUCAGUAUACUCAGCCAUCAACAUAUGUGAUAUGAACAGUUAAAGGCUUAACGCUACAUGCUACAUGUGUAUAUGCAUGUGAUGAAAUAUGAAACCAUCCAAACAAAUCUGAAGUACAAAUCAUCUGGUAUCCUAAGGAAAAUCAUUUGCCGUUACCUAUACCAUGAAAAGGAAUAAUAUUAUUUUCCAUUAUUGGAAGGAUAAUCAUGUGAGAUAGUCUUAUUUAUGUCUGUGGUUGGAUAAAGAUGUUAAAAGGUUUCAACAUGACAAAGGUUAAAUGCAAAUUCUAAAACCAUCGUAUGUUUGAAAUAGGUUAACAUAACCGUCCAUGGACAUAUAACAUAAGUCACUCACAUUCCCCUAUCUCGAAAGAGGAUGUUUUACAUUUUUAACGCUCCAGUCAUACAGCAUGUAUAUGUAUCAGAAAAUGAGCAUGAUACACUGUAAGUGUCUUACUAAAAGCAAGUCUAGAUCAAACUUAACCAAGUCUACUUUCCAAGUCUACUAAAUUACAAUUAGUUUAAAGGAAUGUUUUGUAGAUUAAGUGUUAGUCUAUGUUAUUCUACACAACUAGCUUCAAUGAAAUAAUGUAUUUAAUUGCCGCCUUUAGCGUUUAUAUACUUACGUGGUCAUGUACUUAGGAUCUUAACAUUUGGCAUUUUCCCUUCAAGGCUAAUUCUGAUGGUUCCCGUCGUCAUUUUCUCUCUCUUUGUCACCAAUUAAAUAAAAGGUGAGGUCAGGUGGGGUAAAAUGGGGUUCAACGUCGCGUCCAAGAUUAUUGCACUUAUAUAGCGAGGUGCAUGCACGUGUUUGUGUGUGUGUGUGCGUGCGUGUGUGUGUAUUGCUGCUUGUAGUAGUCCGGAC
This is a messenger RNA of Haliotis rufescens (red abalone), 2276 nucleotides long. RefSeq lists its product as uncharacterized. Lineage: Eukaryota; Metazoa; Mollusca; Gastropoda; Lepetellida; Haliotidae. The transcript has 11 exons. The record is from RefSeq and is a predicted model, not a curated record. The coding region runs from base 404 to 1222 and encodes 272 amino acids.